AUGUGCAAAAUUCAGGUGUUUGAACACGUUCUUCAGAUUGUGAACGAGCUGAGAAGUACGUUCGCCCAUCCUUUGCAAGCAGCUAGAAUAAAGAGCUAGGAUAUUUCCGACAACCAGUCGCAGUCGAUCAAUAGUCAGUGCCAGCAGUAUCAGUGCUAGAAUCUAGAUAUUUUAAUUUAUUUUCCAUUUGUUGAACAUCGGAAGUGAAUGUGUCGCCCGGUUUUUGUCUUUGCGGUCCUCUUGGCCGCAUACCUCUCCGACCAGUUUGUUUUAACAACGUGCAGCAUUGUGCAGAAUUACAGACCGAUUAUUGGUAUAUUGGCUCAAGAGAAUUUAGAGGAAGACUUAUAUGCUCAAGGAUCAUCUUAUAUUGCUGCCUCAUACGUUAAAUACAUAGAAGGAGCAGGAGGAAGAGUUAUCCCCAUCAGAAUAAACCAAACAAGUGAGGAGUAUGUGAAAAUAUUCAACUCGAUCAAUGGAUUAUUGUUGCCAGGCGGCGAUGUAGAUCUACAAAAGUCAGCGUUCAGUAGAGCAGCCAAGAUUUUCUAUGAUCUGGCAAUAAAGGCCAAUGACGUCUCAGAUUAUUUCCCCAUAUGGGGAACUUGUCAGGGCAUGCAGCAGCUCACUGUUCUGACCAGCAACAAGAACCUUCUGACCCUGACCAACACCAAAGCUGUGGCUCUCCCCCUGACAUUCACCCAAGGAGCUCAAAACAGCAGGUUGUUCAAGAAUUUCCCAAAGGACCUGCUGCAAUCUCUUGAAGUGGAGAACAUCACCUCCAACUACCAUAGCUGGAGUCUGUCCUUACAGAACUACUCUCAAAGUGUCAAGCUGAAGAGGUUCUACAAAGUCCUGACCACCAAUUCUGAUGGAAGGAAAGAGUUCAUUUCAACCAUGGAGGCAUACCAGUACCCAUUCUACGCCGUGCAGUGGCAUCCCGAGAAGAGCCCGUUCGAGUGGAUAGACAAACCUGGCAUGAUCCACACUGACUCUGCCAUCCGGGCGUCCUUCUAUACCUCCCUCUUCUUCAUCUCCGAAGCCAUGAAAAGCCAGCACCGUUUCCCUUUGCCCAGUGAGGAGGAGAAAGCCCUGAUCUAUAACUACUCUCCUGUCUUCUGCGGACUGGAUAGCAUAUUCAUCCAGAACUACUACUUUGACUGAAACACACACACACACACACACACACCUUACCCAACCACCUGCAUCAAAUGCUCAUGGUACUGUGGCUCUGCUUUUGGUGAUGUUAAACUCAUCGAUGACUUGUGCUCUUCAGGGUUUUAGCUGCAUUUUAUUCAGUCAGGCCAGAAAUAAAUGUUUUUAAUAUUUUUUUGUUCACUCUAGAGUUUAGUAUAUUUUAGUGGAAUGUCCUGGUAUGUGGAAACGUAUGUGAUAUGUGUAACUUGUGGUGCCUGUUGUUUAUUAUUUUAUUGAACAGUGUUUUAUGUCUGUGAGGACCGCACAGUCAGUAGCAGGUAUCAGGGUUAAUGAAGUAUCAGGAUAUGCUUCCAGUGUUUCAUUACAGCAAAAUAUCCAUCCACACAAUGACGGCAGUAUUUGUAAACAGUGCCACCAAAUACCCAUAGAUUGUGAUUUGGUGUAAAUGGAUUAAAAACUAUUUUAUUCA
This is a messenger RNA of Alosa sapidissima (American shad), 1624 nucleotides long. Its product is annotated as zgc:171566. The coding region runs from base 208 to 1161 and encodes 317 amino acids. The record is from RefSeq and is a predicted model, not a curated record. Gene Ontology annotation, biological process: tetrahydrofolylpolyglutamate metabolic process. Gene Ontology annotation, molecular function: gamma-glutamyl-peptidase activity. The transcript is spliced from 9 exons. Gene Ontology annotation, cellular component: vacuole. Lineage: Eukaryota; Metazoa; Chordata; Actinopteri; Clupeiformes; Clupeidae.